This is a messenger RNA of Anguilla anguilla (European eel), 2428 nucleotides long. Its product is annotated as tubulin alpha chain, testis-specific-like. The transcript is spliced from 5 exons. The record is from RefSeq and is a predicted model, not a curated record. Bases 729 to 2081 code for a protein of 450 amino acids. Lineage: Eukaryota; Metazoa; Chordata; Actinopteri; Anguilliformes; Anguillidae. Gene Ontology annotation, cellular component: cytoplasm; microtubule. Gene Ontology annotation, biological process: mitotic cell cycle; microtubule cytoskeleton organization. Gene Ontology annotation, molecular function: GTP binding; structural constituent of cytoskeleton.
UAAUUUAAAAAACAUUUAAUUCAUUAAAAUUUCUUAAUAUGUAUGAUGGGCCCUAUAGUAAAUUACCAGGGCACAGAAAAAAGUUUUAUUGUCUGACAUGUUAGGUUCAAAAAAAGUGAUCGAUAAGAUGCUUCUUGGUGAUUAUUUAUUUAUUGGAGUGCAAAUUCUGAAUAAUCGAAUAAACAGGAUGUUUUCACUACGAGCUUUCUUGAAGGCGUCAUUGCAAUUGAUGUGGCCAGCUAACCUUGAGCAUCAUAUAAACAAAGAUAGGCAACAUUUCCCAUCUUAUCUACGUAAAAGUAAAAGGGUAACUUGUAUGCCAUUUUGUACAUGAAUAAAUAAAUAAAAUAACCUAGUUUAUUCAUAUGAAAGAAAAAAACGGACAUUUCCAGGUUUGGAGGGAAAUUCACUGGAGGCGCUCGCAGGCCUCAGUGCGCAGCGAACGUCAGUACGAUGUUCCAUUCUUCUCGGCCAUUAUAAUACCUUCUGAAGAUUCUAUCCCCUUAUGACUCUGACCAAUCGCAGUGGUUUCACAAUUCGAGUGUUGUGAAGUAUGAUUUCAAAUACAAGCGCAGCUUAUUAUUUUAUUUUAGUUGGCAUGGACACGUCAGGAUUCAAAAGCCAACAGAAGACAUGAAAUAAAAUAGGUAUAUAAUCGCCCUGGAACCAAAAGUUUAGUCACAAAACUUACCUUCCAGCGCACUGUAGUUACAGAUUUCAACGAGGAAAUGCGUGAGUGUAUAUCCAUUCACGUGGGUCAGGCAGGAGUCCAGAUAGGCAAUGGGUGCUGGGAGCUGUACUGUCUUGAACACGGAAUCCAGCCUGACGGCAGUAUACCGAACGAUUCCAUAAUUGGUGGCUCGGAUGAUUCCUACAACACCUUUUUCUGCGAGACGGGAGCUGGGAAGCGUGUUCCCAGGGCAGUUUUCGUGGACCUGGAGCCUACAGUCGUGGAUGAAGUCAGGUCUGGAAGAUACAGACAGCUGUUCCACCCAGAGCAACUCAUCUCGGGCAAGGAAGAUGCAGCCAACAACUACGCCCGAGGGCACUAUACCGUUGGGAAGGAUAUCGUUGACAUAGUCCUGGAGCGCACCCGCAAACUGACAGAACAAACCACUGGGCUUCAGGGCUUCCUGAUCUUUCACAGCUUUGGGGGGGGUACGGGGUCCGGCUUCACCUCCCUGCUGAUGGAGCGCAUGUCUGUGGACUACUGCAAGAAGUCCAAGCUGGAGUUCGCCAUCUACCCGGCUCCCCAGGUGUCCACGGCCGUGGUGGAGCCCUACAACUCCAUCCUGACCACGCACACCACCCUGGAGCACUCGGACUGCGCCUUCAUGGUGGACAACGAGGCCAUCUACGACAUCUGCCAGCGCAACCUGGACAUCGACCGCCCGUCCUACACCAACCUCAACCGGCUCAUCGCCCAGAUCGUCUCCUCCAUCACCGCCUCGCUGCGGUUCGACGGCGCCUUGAACGUGGACCUCACCGAGUUCCAGACCAACCUGGUGCCCUACCCCCGCAUCCACUUCCCGCUGGUCACCUACGCGCCCAUCAUCUCCGCCGAGAAGGCCUACCACGAGCAGCUGUCGGUCGCCGAGAUCACCAACGCCUGCUUCGAGCCGGCCAAUCAGAUGGUGAAGUGCGACCCCCGCCACGGAAAGUACAUGGCCUGCUGCAUGCUGUACCGCGGCGACGUGGUGCCCAAGGAUGUCAACGCCGCUAUUGCCAACAUCAAGGCCAAGCGAACCAUCCAGUUUGUGGACUGGUGCCCCACCGGCUUCAAGGUGGGAAUCAACUACCAGCCUCCGACUGUGGUGCCGGGGGGAGACCUGGCCAAGGUGCAGAGGGCCGUGUGCAUGCUGAGCAACACCACCGCCAUCGCCGAGGCCUGGGCCCGCCUCGACCACAAGUUCGACCUGAUGUACGCCAAGCGUGCCUUCGUGCACUGGUACGUGGGCGAGGGCAUGGAGGAGGGGGAGUUCUCCGAGGCUCGCGAGGACCUGGCGGCCCUGGAGAAGGAUUAUGAGGAGGUGGGCGCGGACUCUGUGGAUGCGGAGCUGGAGGAGCAAGACGAGUUCUGAGAGGAGGCCAGCGCUACCUCCCCCACAGCAGCUCGUAGGAGAGCUGCUCUGUCCUGUCUGCCCAAUCUCUGUUUUCCUGUCAACACAUUUACACACUCGUGCUGCUGUGUGCGCUGAUGGUAUUGAUUCUGACUUACGUUCAUUACGGAAUUAUGGAUUGCAGAUCUUUUAUUUAUUUAUUUAUUUUAUUUUAUUUUUUUGGACGUGCCCAUCUCUGCACAUCAUACCUGCCGCGGUCGCUUUUGAGUCAUACAAAGUGAUGGCACGUCAGUGCUGAAGGACUUGUGUGCUGUUGAUUAUCAAUGUUGUUCCCUCCCUGAAUAAAGAGUUCUCGUGCAAGCAUUAAA